AUGGUGCUUCAUCGGGCCAUCCAGGCUGCUCGAGCAGGGGAUCUUGCAAACUUGAGGGAGCUGGCAUCUUCUGGUUACUUCUCACCUGCAAUCACUGAUGCUCAAGGUGCAGGCCCAGUGCACCAUGCAGCAAGGUGUGGACGCCUGGAGUGCCUGCAGUUUCUGGUGAGCGAGCUGGGGUUGGCAGCUGAUGCCCGGGCCUUGAACAGGGCCACACCAGCACAUGAUGCAGCAGCCACAGGCCACAUCCGGGAGCUGCAAUGGCUGGUAGACGUGGGAGGCUGCAACAAUGAGGAUAGGGAUGCUGCUGGUGCCACUGUACUCCACCUCGCAGCCCGGUUUGGUUGUGUGGAGGUCAUUAAGUGGCUGCUGUCUGGUGGAGGAGCGGCCGAGGUGGAGACAAACUGUGGAGCUGUACCUGCACACUAUGCUGCAGCCAAUGGGGACCUCACCUGUUUAAAAUUACUUAUUCAACAAGCACCUGGAUGUGUGGACCACCAGACUGUCACCGGUGCUACCCUGCUCUAUCUGGCUUGCCAGGAAGGGCACCUGCAUGUUGCAGAGUACCUUGUGAACGACUGCGGUGCUGACGUCCACCUGAGGGCCCACGAUGGCAUGACCUGCCUGCAUGCUGCUGCUCACAUGGGCCACCAAGCUGUGGUGCUGUGGCUGGUGACCACUACCGGUGUCAGCUUGUCCUGCCAGGACAGAGAUGGAGCGACUGCUCUGCACUUUGCUGCCAGCAGAGGGCAUUGUUGUAUUUUGGAGAGGCUGCUUCACAUGGGUUCAAAGGUCAUCCAGGAUUACUGGGGAGGGACGCCACUUCAUGAUGCGGCAGAGAAUGGAGAGCUGGAGUGCUGUAAAAUCCUGUUGGCCAAUCAAGCGAACCCUUCAGAUCGGGAUGUAGAUGGCUUCACAGCAGCCGACUUAGCAGAGUACAAUGGACACCAUGAAUGUGCCAGAUAUCUCUGUGCUGUGCAGAAAAAUACAGCCUGCGCAGAUAAUCCCAUUGAGGUCAUUUCUCCGGUGGAGGAAGAAUUGAAGAUAAAGCCGGCUGUGUUGUUGCAGUGCAGCAGGGAGGACUACUACGGCUGCCUGAGUGACAUAUGCAGAGACAGUUACGGCAGCAACACAACCAUGGAUACUUUAAAGCAACCUGAGAGUGAGGAUUCCCCGCAGGCGAGAUACCCUCAGCCCCCUUCUGCACCUCCUUUACCUUCUGCUUCAUCCACACCUGCCCAGUUGGAGAAAACCGCUGUCAACAGAAUUGAGAAGAUUCAAAUUGCGACAUCUGUUAUUAAAGGUUUCAAUCAGCCCAAGGCCACUGGGAGCGAGAUAAGUCUCUCUGCUGAUAGGACGAUGUUUCCUGAUGCUAACCUCCUGGGUGGAAGAAAACUUCUUGGCAACAUGAAUUCCAUUAAAUCCUUAAAACAAUCAGGAUUAUCAGGGGUUUUCCCUGGACAAGCGAACAAGAUGGUAGUCCUGCCCACUGAGGAGGCCAACCUGUCGGACAUCGACUACCUGGUGCCCACUCAUGAUGAGAAAGGCUGCCCCAUUGCUGAGUGGAAGAGGCAAGUCAUGGUGAGACAGCUGCAGGCCAGGCUGCUGGAUGAGGAGGAUCAGAGGAGGAAGGAAAAUGGGAACAGAUAUGCCAAAGUCAGCUGGAGGUACUCCCAAGCCCACAAUGCUAUCCUGGGGCCCUCUGGUGAGCUGCUAACUGAGGAUGACCUCAUCUAUUUGGAGCAGCAGAUUGCCAACGUCUCCAUGCAGAGGAACUGUGAGGGCUACGAGCUGGAGCUCGCUCGCCUAGCCGAGGAGCUCAGGCACAUCCUGCCAGCUCCCAUAGUGAACAUCACCGUCAACACACAGUUCAGAAACUUCUCAAGUCAAGUUCCCCUACCUGUGUGGUGCGGCCGCAUCUCAGGCAUCGUAAAGAGCAUGUCUCUGCUCAUGACCAAUCUGACAGACCAGCCCUACUGCAAGAUGCCCAACACUGACCUGAUCACCGUGUUCUCCCAGACGCCAGACAGACAGAACUCUGUCAGGGUACGCAGGGAGAGCAUAGAGGACGAAAUCCAUCAGUUUGGGGUGUCCGUGAGGACUUUGAAGUCUAAUUUUGAGACACAGAACUUACCUUUGUCAGAUGAGGCGGCCGAGGCUGUCGUGUUAAGUUCUUCCCCACAGUUUGAGGCCUCAGAGUCAGACAAACAGCCUAAUGUCGAUAGUCCAGCCCCAGAGACAAACCAGAAUAGUGACUCCGGCAUUGACCAUGAUGAAAAUGUUACAGGUGUUCUAGAGUCCACCAGCCUUAGAAAGGAGCGUAUAGUCGUGCUGUUCCUAGGCCACUGGAAGAAAUCGGCCUACACUGUGACACUGAAGAGCAAGGAUGCAGCCGAGAGGAAGAUGAGUGGCGGAAACCAGGGGAUGGGUGACCGAUCUGGGUCAGGUCGCAGGGGCAGUGUGGAGAGCGCCCAGUCGAAGAUGAUGAACAGUUCUCUGGGACACUUCUUCAAGCAGAGAAGUGCCGUCAACAAGAUGCUGGGUAACUGGAGGAGCAUGAUCUCCAGUGUCCCGUCCAGACAGAUACGCAGGCUCCACAGGCAGCAGGCCCUCUACUCACCAGAACAGUUCCUGCCUCGUCUGGACGGCAUGCCGGUGGAGUACGACAACCUGACCUUGGAUCUCUUCAUGCUGGGAUACUUUCACAUGCUGGAGCUGGAGUUGCCUGUGGACGAACGCAAAAUGAGACACCUGCUGUGCUUUGAGGUGUUUGACCACGUGGGGAGCUUUCCCUGGGAACUGGUCAGGGACUUCCAUAAGGCUGUCGUACAGGACAUCGAGGCCGGAAACCGUGAGUGGAAGGACGGCUUUGAAGACAUUAAAGUGAAGUUCUUUGGAAACACUGUGAGUCCGUCUGAAAGCACUGUAAAAGUGGUGAAACACAUCCUCCCAGAGGUUAGACAGGUCCCUAAGGUCAUUGUGCAGACGCCCACGCCUGAUGAGGGGGGGCUCCAGAGUGGAACUGACAUUUCCAGUUUUAGCAAUGAAGAAAUUUGUAAAUACAUUGACCGCAGUUUUGCUUUUUGGAAAGAAAAGGAGGCGGAGAUAUUUGAUUUUGAGUAGUAUCUUGUGUAAUUUUUUUAUUUUUUGUAUUGUUUAGAUUACAUUAGGGUUUCAAACCUAAAUACUGUUUGAAUUGUGAAUUGAAUUGAAGUGCUGUAAUGUUUCAUCAAGUACUGAAAGCUAGCACUGAAUGCUUAGCCAGAUUCUCAGCCAUGUUUACUUAAUUAAUCAGCUAUUGCCUGAUUUGAAUUAUAAUUUUGUAAAUUUUAUACUGUAUUUCAUUGUGUUAAACCAUUAAACUCUAAAGCAUUUC
Etheostoma spectabile (orangethroat darter) is the source of this 3376-nucleotide messenger RNA. RefSeq names its product espin like a (gene espnla). The coding region runs from base 1 to 3123 and encodes 1040 amino acids. Gene Ontology annotation, biological process: actin filament bundle assembly. Gene Ontology annotation, cellular component: cytoplasm. The transcript has 11 exons. The record is from RefSeq and is a predicted model, not a curated record. Gene Ontology annotation, molecular function: actin filament binding. Lineage: Eukaryota; Metazoa; Chordata; Actinopteri; Perciformes; Percidae.